Molecule: messenger RNA, 3317 nt
Organism: Malaya genurostris
Lineage: Eukaryota; Metazoa; Arthropoda; Insecta; Diptera; Culicidae
Exons: 9
Coding region: 1923-2858 (311 amino acids)
Source: RefSeq, a predicted model, not a curated record
CUUGAUCGCGCGUUGAUCGUAUUUACGGUCGAAUUGCGUCCGGUCGCAGUGGUAGCGUGUUUUUUUUUUCUCGGUAUUAUUCCAUUUACUCUCACACGCCUCACUUUACUAGUGUCAGGCAUUUUACGGAAUAUUUUCACUGACGUUUGUCGUUCUAACAGACGGAGGCAGACGAACACUUUCGCAACGAAAAGAUUCCCGCGAAACAAUAUCAGGUAGAUCACACGAGUAAACAAUCAGCGCGCGCACGCGUUUGUCUUGGGCUGUGGGGUUCGUUGUCGGUGUACGCGUUCAGGUCUUUGUGCUCUGACAAGGUGUGAAACGAAAUUUGUAGUAGUCGAUCGCAGUGAGCUGUGUGUGAUCAAUCCGCCAGGUUGUUUGUGGUUGCUAAUUGAACAAGUGUUUGCCUUCUUCGCAAAACAUUGUUGUUUCGGCAGGCAGAAGAAAAAAGGAACUCCGCCGGCCCAUCGUGUUCCGCGGAUCGGGAUUGAUUGGAUGUUGCUCGAGUGUUUUCCAAACUUCGAUCGAUUGUUUGUUUGUGAUUGAGGAGCUGUGCUUCGAUCGUGGCUAAAAAAAAAGAAGAGGAAAAGAAGCGGGGCAGCGGCAGCGGAGAAAAUCGCGCUUGUUUGUAGGCUUUAUCGACAGUUGGUUUUGCGACUUAGUCCGGUAGUUUCGGGUGGGACGCGGUGUGGAGACGAAACCGGUGCCAAGAGGGUUGCGGAAAUCGAGUGGUUAGAACCGAAACGAAAAUCGUCACCGGGGUGUGUACAAUUGUCGGUGUCGUUGUAUUAGUGAUUGGAUGCGGAGAAGUAAUUUCGUUCUUGGGAGCUGCGAAUAAAGUUCUCCGUUGUGGGAAGGUGAAUCUAAUUUAAUACUAGAAGCGUUACGUAAUUCGAAAGAGUUGGGAACAUUCGUGAUCGGAGUGUGAAAUCAACAAGCAGACCGAAAGAAGCAGACGACGACGACGCAAAAAAGGCUUGUUUCUGUUCAGCGAAGAGAAAAGUGCAGAAAAGUUGCAGAAGGCCAAAAGUUUAUGUGCAUAAAACGAGGUGCAAUAAAAAUUCAACCCGAAAACUGAAGAAAUCUGCAACCGGUGACAGAGCAAGAGAAAGAAAGAGAAAGAAUAGUGAAAAGUUUUAGUUAGUUGCAUGAUUUAUUGUUACCGCCGAAGAGUUCAUUAGCUGUCCUUUUUAACUCCACUCUCUGUUUCGGAUCACAAGCAGCGCUACUCGGCGUGGACCGGAAAUACGAAAGGAAUCGAAACGGAUUGAUACAUGGACCCGGUAAAUUGUGGAUGAAAAAUCAUCCUCACCGGCUUGACUCUCGAGAGUGGCACGUGAUUAAUUCUUCGCUACCGAUACGGGGUUGGACAAUUUCCAUUUUUUUUUCGUUCGACUGAACGCCGCAGAUUGGAUGGAUCGCGAGACUGCGGCCAGCUGAAUGAAGGAAAGUACCCAUUAACGGAUCUCAUAAAAACAAGUGUGGAAAGUCCAUAAAAACAACAGAAAACAAGAACGAAUAAGACGACCAACAAAACCACUAGGCUUCUUGAAGUGAUUGAAACCCAUAAAUUUUUCCUCUUUGGCGUUAAUUCUUCUCGGACGACCUUGUUUCCACCAGAUCCAGCGGCAGUAUCAAAAACUAACGUAAGAAGAGUGCCCCCUCAAAAAAUUUCUCACUCUCACAGCCUUGCAGCACAAUACCGAUGAAAAUCAAAAAAAUCAAAACUGUACAUUGAAGAUUGAAGAACGUGCACCCUCCCUUCCUCUCUCAUGAUCAUGACGGUCGGAAUCGAAUAGACAACGACCACCAAAAACGAAGGAGAACCGAAGAAACGGCAGCAAUUAAAUAAUUAUUAGCGUUUAACAACCUGAUCCUCAUCCGAAUCCCCCUUGGCGCACUUCGAACAAUAGAGAAAAAAAAUGUUGAAAAACAUCCACGAGCGAACGGUCAAAAAGGUUAAGGGUAACCACUACAUCGCGAAUCAUGGUGGCCGCGACACGGUAGAUUUGCCAUACUCCCAAGCCAACCGAGGUUACUCCACCGACGGCGAGGACAGUCAACGGGCAGCCUCGGAUCGAACGGUGUCGGAGUACACGGUCACCAAUGAACGGGCUACGCCACCGACGGCUCCGACAAGGAAGUCACGCACGGACAAAUACCACCAGAACGGAAAUGGGCACGGUCCUGCCGGAGGUCCUCGGCCACUAUCUAGUCCACCGACACGAGCUCCUCCCCGAGCACCAUCAGCCCUCAGCUAUGACCAUGGAGGCGAAACCGGAAGCGAUAUCUAUGUGACCUCGGCAGCUUAUAAAGCUCCAUCGGAAAUUAGUCGUUACAGUGCCCAUCGGAAUCAUAAUUCCUCGCGAGGACCACGAAGUGUGUACAGUGUUGCCAGCACUGCAAAAACGGGUCGCAGUUCGCGACGUCACGGUGCCAAGGUGGAGGCGAUGUCCGCCCCGAAUCCGUUCUGUCCGAACGUGAAAGGUGUCUGCUGUCUGAUGUUACUUCUCAAUCUGGGCCUCAUUCUGGUCACCCUGGGCUUUGUGAUAGUGAUGCAAUUCAUGGAACCGCUUUUUGUAUGGAUACUGGGAGUGAUCUUCUUGAUCUUCGGUUUCGCCACCCUUGUCGGCAGUAUGAUCUACUGUGUGAUCGUGUGCCGCGACGCCAAAACACCAGAUCAACUGCGCAACGAAGACCUCUACUGGACUAAACACUGGCAAAAGAGCAUUGGCUACACGCCGCACGAGAUCGAUUACAAGACCGAUCGGUUUGACGAGCGUGAUCGAUAUUCCGAUCGAUUUUCGGUCAGUAAAAUGAGCGGGAAAUAUUCCGAUCGGGAAAUUACCCGAUACUAAUCGAAGCAAUGACACGACGCGAUCCAGUUGAAGAAUGCAAAAUGGCAACUUUGACAAUCGUUUAAAACUUCUCCGUUCAAGCGAUUCAUCCGGUUGGAAAUGUUGUGAUUUUGCGAUACUUUCUGUGGGCGCGAAAAAAUAAAUAACCUGUUUAAGUAACCAGUGUAAGUGAAACGAUUGUUACUAAAAGAUUUAAUUUAAAUGAUUUCGUCCUACGUUUAAGUAAACUGUACUUUUAAUUGACACUAAUGGAAAUCAGUCUGUAGGCUAAAGUUUUUUUUACUUACAUUAAGCACACAGAGUAAUAAGAAGAGACCUAACGCAAGCAAUAUAUUUUUAUGAGCUAAUUGAUUCGAGUACUAUUAACGGUAAUAAUGAUUUAUUGUUUUACACGCUGUAACGAAUGAAAACUGUACAUAAUCCAGAAAAUUUGCAAAUAAAUUGAUUUUAAUGAAGGUA